Messenger RNA from Acromyrmex echinatior (Panamanian leafcutter ant), 8667 nucleotides. RefSeq lists its product as uncharacterized. The record is from RefSeq and is a predicted model, not a curated record. NCBI's taxonomy places the organism in Eukaryota, Metazoa, Arthropoda, Insecta, Hymenoptera, Formicidae.
AUUCUCAUACCGUGGUUAUGGUUUGAGAGAACAACAUGUCCGCUGUAUUUCACAUACUAGUUUCGUUUGAUAGAAGUAGGGACCGUACGGAUGAGAUACGUUUAUGCAACGACUCAGACAUCAAAACUAUCAAUGGCAGAAGAAGAAAGGAUAUCAUCUCUUUUAGAAAAAAAUGGCACAGAUGCUUCUCAAUCAAAAGAUACUUAUAUUCCGGAAGAACCAACUCCAGAUAUCUCUAUUUCCUUGUUGGAUAUACAAAUGCCAGAAACCCCAGAUAGUACCAAAGGUCAAACGAGCGAUGGUGAUACAUCUAGAUUGGAGAGUCCAAAGACAGUGAAACCAGUACUUGGAAAAGUCCAAGCAAAGAAACGAUUAAUGGCAUUUGCUAAUCAAUUUAAAACAUUGCCUAAAUCCCAGGUUAAGCCAAACAUGUCUCAACAUUCUACCGGAGCUUUAAAGACAAAAGAUAAAACUGUUCAGGAUGAUCUAAAUAAAUCAAGAAAAAAGACAGAGGAAAAAAUUCUGGCUAUUGAAGAAAUUCGAAGAGAGGAAUCUAAAAGUAAAAUGUUACUCGCAGAAGCUAUGGCUGCAGCAAGUAUGGAAGACGACAAUCAUACUGGCAAAAAUAUAUCUAGUUUACUCGAAAGUAAAAAACAUGCAAAAGAAAGAAGAAAACAUGAAGAAAUGAAUAAUGAUCGUAAAAGUAGAUCAGUGGAUCGAAAAUAUUUAGAAAGGUCUCGACAUCAUGACAAAAUUAAUAAAGAUAGUUCAAAUCAGGAUAUGAAAAAUCGAAAUGAAAGUAUAGAACGUUUUACACAAAAAUCAUCUCAGAACAGAGGAAAGCAUAAGAAAGAUAAGAAAAAGAAAAACGACAAAGAUAAACGAAGUAAUAGCAAAACAGAUACAAAUCGUGACAAGAAAGAAGGAAAGGAUAAAAAAGAAACUGUAAAAGAAAAAGAAGAAGAGAUAAAAGAAAAAACUGAAGCAAUAAAGAAUAAGAAAGAAAGUAUAAAAGAAAGACAAAAUGAUAUGUCAGAAAUGGAAGUAGAAAGCAAAGAUAAAAAAGAAAAAGAUAAAUGGAAAGAAAAAGUAUUAUUGAAAAGUAACUCAUGGGCAGAACUACGAAAAUCUGGUUUAACUCUCAAUGAUAUCAUUUAUCUUAGAAGACGUAAUAAUUCAGAACGAUCUAUGAAAAUCAGAACAACGCAAGAUUAUGCACGUUAUUUUGAACAAAUGUUAAUGUUAAAUAAUCAUCGUCUAAAACGUCAAUCAUUGAUAGCUGAGGGACUUAAUGGACCCAAAAAGUAUCCACCUGAAUCGAUUAAGCUGACGAAACGAGCAAGGGGACUUCAAUUAUUGUAUUGUGAAAAUCCGCGCAUUUCUCUUUUCUUAAAUAUUUCGCAACUUCUACAGAUCGUCACUCCUGAACAUCGUGAAAAAAUACAAGACAUUUGUGAAGCGUCUAUACCACGGAUCGAUACAGAAGACACAGUGCAGCAGAAGCGUAAUUGGUAUCAUCAAAUAAAUACAAUUGACUACCAUAAAGAUGCCAACUGGCAGAUGACUAUACAGUUUCCUAAGUCAAAAUGGGAUAGUGAAGAUGAGGAAAUAUUGUCUAUCAAUGUAGCAAAAGAAGAAAUCGAAGAACCAGUAAACAAACUGCAUGUUUCCGUAAACCAACAAGAGAGAUGUUCCACAACGUCUAGCAUAAUGGAUGAAGACAAAAUUGAUAAUAGUGUUGAAGGCAUUAAAGAAGAUAAUAAAUCUAGUGAAAAGAUCAUCGAAAACAUAUCGAUUAAUGAAUCUUCUUCGUCUUCUUUGCUACAGCCUGCUGGAAAUGAAAAGCUAGCUUCAGAAUAUGAACAAUUUAUGAAGAUGGUAUGCACUGCAACUGAUGUGACUAAAAAAUAUUCUCCCAAAAAAAACCCUGUUAAAUCUACUUCUCCGCAUAGUUAUCAUGAAUUCAAUAUAGAAUCUAAUUUAGCUGAAGAUAACAAUAUGGAAAUACCAUUGAAGGAGAAAUUUGAAAAAAAGAGUAAUCUGGAAACUCUAGAAGAAUCGACGAAGAGUACAGAAUGUGAGGAGUCUACUAUGUCAACAGACUAUCAAAUACAAAUUAAUGAAAAUAAUAUACAAAUUGAACAUACAAACGAAAAUGACGAAUCUCAGGAUUCCAAGUCAAUUCCAAGUGAUUGGGAGAAUGUUAGGAUAAAAGUUGAACGAUUGAGUGAUGAGAAUACUGAAUCUAGAGAAGUAAAAAAGAAGAAAAAAAAGAAAAUGACAUCCAGUAGUGAUUCAUCUAGUAGUAUCACCUCUUCAGAUUCAGAAAAGCAAAAGAAAAAAAGGAAACGCAAACGGAAAGUAUUAAGUAAUUCAUCUUCUUCCGAUUCUGAUAGUACGGAUAGUACUAGCAGUAGCGACUCUAGUAGUUCAGAAGAAAGAAGAAAAAGAAAGCGAAAGAAGAAAAAAAUUGGAAAAAAAAGAAAAAAGGUGAAACGCAUUGCGCGAAUAAAAAAGAAGCGAAGGAGAAAGAUGAGCACGGAUUCCAAUAGUAGUGAUUUAGAUGAAUAUACAAAAAAGAAAAAAAGGAAGAAGAAAACGAUGGAAACCAAACCUAUUAAUAAUGGAGACAUAAGAGAGAUAAUAUCGAAGUCUCCUGUAAUAGCUUCACCAGAUGGAACAAAGAUAUUGCACUCAGUGACUCCAAUAAGGAAGAUUAAAGAAGAAGCUGAAGAUGAAGACAAAAAGAGGAUUGAUCAAGUUAUGUCAACGAAAAAAAAUAUUGUUGAUAUAAGUGUACAUGACAAUGAAUGUUUGAAUCAGAGAAAGGAAAGAAAAGAGAGUAAGUCUGAUGAAAGUUUUAUGGAACAAUGGGAAAUGGAUUCUCUAACAAAACAACAAAAUGAUGGUGAAACCUCAAGUCAAGACCGCAGUGAAGAAUUGGAAAAAAUGGAUGGCUUAGAGAAAAAUAAAUAUCGAAGAAAAAGGAAGCAUAGUCGAGAUAAUAUUGAACAAAACAAAGAUAGAUCAUCUAAAGACAAUGAAGAAAGGAUUCAUGAAGGAAAAACAAGAUUAGAUGAGGAAAUUGAAGCAAAGAGAAAGAAAAGAAAAGAAAAAGAUAUUAAAAGUAGCGGUGAGUUUCUUGCAAACUGGGAACGGGAAAGUGAGCGUAUUACUCAACGGAUACAAAAUGAAACUAAGUAUUUGAAAAAAUUAGGAAAGCAGAAAAAGGAGAAAUGGGGAGAAACAGAUUUUGAUACAUUAAAUGUGCCAUCUUUGACACAACUUGAAAAAGAGGUAUAUCAAAAACAACUUCUGGCAGAUGAAUGGGAAGUGGAUAGUUUAGAAGCAAUAUCAGAUCUAAUUAUGAGUAAACGAAAAAAUAGCCAGGGUUCAUUAAAAAAAACAGAGAAAGAAGUUAAGUAUGAUAAAAAAACAGAUACUUACAUUGCAGUAGAAAAGGAAAGUGUAAGAGAAAUGAAAAAGAAGCAAGAACGUCUAUAUGCAAUAAGAAUAUGGGAGGAGGAGCAAGAAGAAGGUGAAAGAGAAGAAAUGAUGCUUCUGGAACAAAAAAGUAAAACGAAUGAUUGGGAUAUAGAAGAAAAACCUCUAUUUCAUGAGACUACCGAAAAAGUAGAAGUUUGUAAAGUUAACGAUAUUGUCGCGAUACAGAAAGAGUGGGUUAAAACAGAUGAAAAUAAAGAUAUCAAAGAAGACGCGAAUAAGUUAACUGUGAAGACAGAUAAACGAGUUAAAAAAAGCCGUUGGGACAUAGGCUCUCAGUCUGAAAAAUUGGAAGCUAAAGAUAUAUGGGAGGAAGAAUAUGUCGAAUGGUCCAAGAUUGACAAGUGCGAAGGACAAGAAUUUGAAAGAAUAAAAAAAGGAGAACUUUGUCCUGUGGAUUAUUCGGAAAGCUCUAGUAAAUCGGAUCUGAUAGAUUUCUAUCAUAGAAAAUCACAAAGUAGAGAAUCGUUGGAAAGAUCAUGGGCGUCAGAUGAAGUGGUGGUCAGAUCUAUACAAGCAAAGAAUGAUACAUCAAUAAAACAAUCAAUUCUUGCGAAAACAAAUGAAGAACAGCUUAUAUCCAUCAAGGAGCACCAAACUAGAGAUCAAUUUAAGGAAAUUUCGGAAACUGAUGUAAAAUUUAAAGAGAAUACCUAUUCAGUAAAACUAUAUAGUCCCAGUUCCCCAGCAUUUUCUCAAAAGUCUCAGGAUGUAGAAUUGUCUAAUGAGAGCAGUUCUUGUAAUUCUCUGCUUCGUGAAAAAAGAAAGAAGGAGAUGUUAAUUACAGCAGACGAAUUAUCAAUUCCCAUGGCUGGAAUACCUUUACAAUUAAUAAAACGUGAUACUAAACAUACAUCAAGUGAAAAGGCAGAAAGUAUUUUGAGCAAAAUACAAUUGGAGGAUAGAGAUUCUGCUCAUAACUUUGAUAUUAAAGCUGAUAAUUUAUUUGACGACAUUUCAAUAAAUGAACCGUGCUCAAAAAUACAUACCUCUAGACAUAUAGAUAUUUUUGCAGAGUAUGGAACAGAGAAGUCAUGUGAUAAACAGCAUGCCGCAAAUUCCAGUGUGAACUCAGCAACGAAAGAUGAUGAAAUGAAUGAAGGAAAGAACGCACUUAAACUCAUCCCUAAACAGCUCUUGAUGCGUCGGACUAACGAACAGGUAAAAUCGAAACGUAUUUUAGAAACACCAUUACAGGAUCCUGCUCAACAUGCAGCAGCUCUAUUGACAAUACAAAAAAAAUUGUUAGAGUCACAUGCAUUGAAGAAUGAUAUCAAAGAAUAUCCGAACCAAGAACAGAUAGAUCAUUUUGAACAGAAAUAUAGUAAUAGAGAUAUAGUAGCGAGUAAUAGCAGAAUUGAUAACGCAUUAUUAGAUGCAACUGAAUUUUCUGUGGUUUCCAAAGCAUCAGUAAUAGCGAUACGACGAUCGAGAUCUCCGACAUCGGAAAAAGCGGUCUCUGUUCGAUCUGAACAAUCUGAGAACUACGACAGAGAAAGCAAAAACGAUGAUGGAAAAAGAUAUAAGACUAAUCGUAAUCUAAAUGAAACUAAUGUUUCAUCGAGUAUACGGGAACACAGAAAGAGAAGUCCUAGCAAGAAAGAAAGUGAAAAACGAUAUUUGCAUGAUAAGGACAAGAAGGAAAAGAAAUCUGAAAGGACAUCUGACGAUGUAGACAAGUCUGACAGAAGGGAUACUAGAGGUUCCAAAACAGAUUUUGCAGAUAGAAGAAGGUUUAGCCCUUCGGGACGAGGAAGGAGAAAAAAGAGUCGAAGUCCCUAUGUUUCAUGGGAACGUCAAGGAAGCGGAAGUAGAAGUCCUGGUCAUAGUUGGAGCAGAAGCCGUAGUAAAAGUCCAAAGAGAAAAGACGACGCUACUAUCAGUAUGCGAGACAAAGAUAAAAAAAGAGAAAGAUACGACGAUGAGCGAUUAUGUAAAUCGAGAACAGAUGAAAGAAAAGAAAGAUAUACGCGAUCGCCAUUACGCUUCGGUUACAACGAGGAUAGCUUUAAAAAGCAUGGUAUUGUAUCUUCUAAGAGCAAUCGUAACGACUGGGGUAGGAGAAGACAUGACAAUACAGAUAGAGAUCAUGAGAAAGAUACUAGAUUGUAUGACCCACUAGAGAUUUUGAGGGAAAGAACAAUGGAGUCUGAAAAAUAUAGAGAUAAUAGGUUUCACAUAGAAGAAUUAGAUCAUUGGCAAUAUGAAAGCAACAAUAUUUUACGAGAUGGUAACGAAUCCAUGGAUUCAUACACUGUUGGACAGGAUUUGCCUCUUGAAUAUGAUGAUCGAUCGUAUUAUAGAGAGGGAAGUCUGGAAAGAGAUAUGAUACAAUCUUCGCCUCAAUUGCUGCCAAAAUACAGGAGGAGAUCUAAUGUAAAAAGGGAACGGCAAUGGGAGAAGGACAUAGAUCCUUCAGAUUUAGAUCGUCAUCCAGAACACAGAAUACGAAAUCGAACACAACAACGAUCAAGAUCGCGAUCGGGAUCACGUUCUAGAUCAACAUCAAGAUCAAGAUUGAGGAUGAGAUCGCAAUCGAGAUCGAGGAGUAGAUCUCCGUUCGAUGUGAGAUCGAGAGUGUCUGUUUCUACGUCAAGAUUAAGAAGCCCGGAACAUUUAUUCAGAAUGUCUGAAUUACGGUCUUCCAGAUCUCCUUCACCUGGAAGUGAUAGGCUAAACGAAAUAGGAAGGGAAAGGAAGGAUGAUGACGAAAACAAAAAGUUCAACGCUUCUGGCGAAAGGGGUAGGCGUAUAGAGACUAUUAUACAGUCGGGGAUUAUGCCAGGAACGAGCAUUUUAGAUUCAGAAAUGGGUAUUAAUAGUAAUAUGGAUGCAACUGUUACAAACUUCCAAUAUUCAAAUGAGAUUGAAAGUGGAAAUGAAUAUUAUUAUACUGAGAAUAAUUUGACUUAUCCACCUUGUAUAGAUGAGUCAUCUACAAGCUCCCCGAAACGUUUAUCUCUUGAUGAUAGAUUGGAAUUAGAAUUAGGUAUUAAAAAGCAACACAAUAAGGAUUCUACUGGUAUAGUUUCAGAAUAUUCUUCUAAUUUUAAUCCCAAUGUUAUUGCGUAUCCAUCUCCUCCUUCUUCACAACAACAACAACAAUCACAACAGCAAAUGAUGUACAGACAACAGCCUACAGUUGUACAAGUUGGAAAUGUCCUACAAGUAGUCCCUGCUGAUUUCAAUGGGAUGCAAUCAGCACGUCGCGAAGUAUCUGCUACAAUUACGACUCCACCCGUGCGAUCUGGAUCCAGUCAAGUGGUUCGCGUAGGUAACGUUCUCCAAGUAGUACCCACGUCAUUAGAUUGGAGCAGCAGUAAUAGCGGCGGCGGCGGCGGCGGCGGCGGCAGCGGCCAGUCUUCGACAGGUCAAUCAAAUGUAGUUUUGUAUUCUUCAGCUGUCCCGGCACCUUCACCCUCGGCACCUAUGUCAAUACCUGUCCCCGUCCCCGUUCCAUUGCCUGUACCACCAACCUUACCCGUCACGACAAAUACUCUCGCCCCUGUCGCAACUAUGUCAUCUGUUACGCCACUGCCGCUAUCAUUGCCAGUACCUGUACCUGUUCCGGUUCCGAUUCCCCCCGCAACAGCAGCAGCGUUUCCAAGAAACGAGAUUCAGACACAAAAAAUAGUUCAACCCGUAUAUAAUUAUGAAGCUAUACUCGAAACGCGCCGUAAAGAACAGGAGCGUAAACGAAUACGCGAGUUACGUAGAAAAGAAAAAGAACGUAGGAGGAUAGAACGGAUUAAUCGACGAGCUCUGCGCUUAUUAGAAAAGAACAAUACAUCGCGACAAAUGAGUGGAGUCUUGUUAGAUCAUCGUAAGAGUUCAAGUGUAGAUCCAGCAGUUCUGAAAGCAUUAAAAGAAGGAGAUGAACAAGUUGAAUCUCCAUCAGCUAAUCCUAUAAAAGAAGAAGAGGAAACAGCAAUGUCUAUUAAAGAAGAAGACGAAGAUGUCGCUGUGGACGAAGAAGAAGAUGAUGAUGAAGAUGAGGUUGAGGCUGAGGCGGAAGAUGAUGAAGAAGAGGAAGAAGAAGUAGAAGAGGAGGACGAGGAUGAUGGCGACGAUGAGAAAUCAUUACAAAUGAUUAAUCAGCGAAUUGAUGAAGCGACAACGUCUGCUGUUAAAGAUCAGGCAGAAAUUGAUACCAAAAAGGAAUGGCCGGUGUUGCCACCUCCACCAUUAAAAGGCAUUUUGGUUGUACCAGGAUUUAGUCCCAAUGGCAACUUGGAUGAUUUAUCAGACAUGGACAACAAUAUCAAAGACGAUAGCGACAAAGACGGAGAAAUAGAUAAAAAUAGUGAAUACGAUAAAGAAGCAGGAUCUGAUGUCAAAUCUGGUAAAUCAAAUCUAAAAUUAAGAAAAAUAAAGAAAAGCAAAAAGUCAGUUCAGUUUGCUGAUGGUGUGAAACCUGGGGAGGGAACUAGUCCCAGCGGCGGCGAAGGCGACAUGCCUUCACCGCCUCCUCCUAAGGGAAUAGAUUUCCGCGAAGGACUCGGAGAUUUGAAAAGGGAUAAAAUUUAUAACUCUCGAAAGAGCAGAAAGCAGGAGAAAAGGGCGAGACCACCAAAGGCAAAGAAAAAAGUCAAGGUAAAGAUAAUCAAGUUGAAAAAACCACGCAUUACGCCAUUGACAGCCAUGAUGAUGGAUGACUCUGACGAAAUCGACGAUCGUUCACCACCCCCGCCGCCCCCUGGUUCUCCUCCGCCACCUCAUCUCUGGCCCAGUUAUCUUUCAAUCUACAAUACAACGGUUCGAGCAAUUGAACAACCACAGUCUACGACUGCAACUUUGACGUCUGUUCAAGCUCCACCACCACCACCAACUCCAUUGCCUCUUCUGAUCCCGCCACCUCCGCUUAAUUAUACCAUCCAACCUUGCAGUAAAUCUUAAGCUAACACCAUUCACGGCGUCGAUUUUGUAAUCUUUUCUGGUACAAGUCUUUUUUUCUUUUUAUGAAAAGUGAAUUUCUCUCUUCCCCUGCCUUUCCUAGAAAUUCUGUGCGCGGGAAAUCGAUCGCGGGUAUUAGACUGUAAAAGUGAGAACUGUACAUUAGUAGUCUCUUUGAGACUUCAGUGACGAUAAAGUAAUGAUGUUGAAGAAUAUAUACCAAUAAUCGAUGUUGUAAAUAUCCUUGCAAUAUAAUCAUUUUCUGAUCAA